Messenger RNA from Diutina rugosa, 3228 nucleotides. RefSeq lists its product as uncharacterized. Gene Ontology annotation, molecular function: protein binding. The transcript has a single exon. The coding region runs from base 1 to 3228 and encodes 1075 amino acids. Lineage: Eukaryota; Fungi; Ascomycota; Pichiomycetes; Serinales; Debaryomycetaceae. The record is from RefSeq and is a predicted model, not a curated record.
AUGGAGCUGGAGUCAGCCUACCCUGGGUUGUUUGAGGAGACCCCGCCUCCCCCACCACGACAUCUACAACAGCACACCCUCAUCCUGUCGCCUCAGAUUGUGGCGAUAUUCCCCCAAUUCCAAUGCGUGGUGAACAAGCCACAUCGGGGCCUUGUGAGCACCACCGUCAAUGAUCGCGGGUUCCAGACAUUGGAGGACGCCGACCCGGAGUCUCAGGACUGGUUUGACGACGAUGACGUCGAUAUAGCGUUCUCCGAUGGCGAAUCGGAGGAUCUACCGGAGCCCGUGGCCCAGGCGGUGGAGGUGAUUGUGCGAGCUGGCUCGCUUGUCAUCGACGGUGUCGAGUUCCCUACCCGGUCAAUGGUGCGUCUGGUGGAUGUGGUUGGCAGUGAACACGAGGACUCGUUGGUUAUACUACAGGAUCUGGGGUUCCUCCUACUUGUACGACUAUUUCUUGUGACACCACAAUCCUCAGAAGGCUCUGACCCGAUAUUCACUCCGUUUGUGGUGCAAUGGUGGGACUGUGGGUCGCAUAUGAACCAAGUUCUAAUUCAUCAACAGCGUACCGUGCUUGUUACUGCAUCACGGUGGUUCCGUCUUCACUUAGUGGAAAAUACCCCUAAUGGCAUCAUGCUCGCUAAACACGUUAAUAUGCUGAUACCAGGGAUGAUCCUACACGUCGCCAUAGCCGAUACUCCCGAACUAGUGGUGGUGCUGGUGGUGUGGACCGACCACAACCGGUGUGCCUUGUAUUUGCAUCAUGAUAGCCAUACCCCCACCAUGCUCCCACUUCCGCGUGUGUUUACCGUUCCAGUACUUGUGGCAACCAUUCCGGGGACAAACCAGUUCGUAUUUGUUGGACCGGCUAGUGUCCAGGUGGUGACACCUCACCGCAUUCUCAGUGGUGAUUUCAAUCUCCCCACGACAACAGCACCGUGGCAGGAUCACGAGUUUCCGACACUGUCCUAUAUUGAUGGCGAUGCCCUCUACGUGGCUACCGACGGCGGUUCAGUGUACCAGCUCCAAGUACUGAAUGAGACCGUCCACUUUCAUCGCAAAAUCAAGAUUCCCGACGCCAUCCUGGUGUUUCUGCUACGACAAAUUAAGGGCCAGCGCUACCAGUUUAUCUAUGGCAGCGACACUGAUGGUAAUAAAGAGCUUGAGCUAGACCUUGCCGACGACCUCGCCGAUGAUGGGUACAGCACCGCCCAACUUCGCAAGAACUGGUCCAACUGGACUCCUAUCAUAGAUGUUACCACGAUACCUGCUUAUAAUGCUCGCGGGCUUUAUUGUGCUUCAUCACAGGAGCUCUGGGCAUUAACAGGCACUAAUAACCGCACCCGACUCACCCAGUUCCGGCGAGGCGGUACCCUUGAAGCGUUAGUCGGCGAUGAAUCUCUUCGCAAAGCUACCUCGGUAUUCCCUGUGGCGAUUGGUGACAAGACGGGUUUCGUGUGUUCACUCCCGACGUCGCUGGCAUUAGUGGUGUUUGACGAAACUGCAACGAGUUUAACGGUAAUGGAGGAAUGGGAGUACCCGGUCGUGUUCGCAGCGGUGGUUUACGAAUCAUUAAUUAAAGUAUCGCCAACGCUGAUUGUAUGGGGCAUGACUCAGGUGUCGGAGUCAGUGAUGUUCGCAGAGGUGUGGGGCGAGUAUCUUGUGGUGGUAGACGCCAAAAACCAACUCAAAUUGUUAAACCUGGCGUUGCAGCAGAUGCACUGUAUCCCCACAAACAUAGAGGUUUCGUGUCUUCGUACCUUGGGCACUCGUCUCUUUGUGGGUGGUUUUGACGGUCAGUUAUUGAUGUACACGGAUCCUGAGGUGCCUCCAUCUUCUCAAAUGCUUCCCCCAUCUCCCUACCCUGACCAUUUAUAUGAGCUCAACAAUUUGCGUUCGGUUAAUGAUGUGUGGGCUUGGCCUGAUGCUGAGGGACCAGUGUUUGUGGGGACCAAAGACGGCUAUCUUUACACUAUCGAUGGCGACAAUAUCGAGUGUUAUAGACUCAGCGACGCUCCCUUACUGUUUUGCAUAUUGGGCAAUCACCUUAUCGUUACUGGUCGCAGCAUAUGGAUGGUGUCGUCGUCUUUGAAGCCUCAGAGAAUGUUCUUUGGUGAGGAACGAGUUGAACGCAGUGUAUUUACUUGUGCUCCCCUCGAUAACAAACUUGUGGUGGUACGGGACGACGCCGUCAUUGUUGCCAAUCCUCUGUUCUUCCCCGAGACCGUGAUACGCCAGGUGGUUGUGGGUGAGAGAGCGGCCAAGUUCGUUUACCUUGAACACCUCCACUUAUUCCUCAUAUUGCUGAGACUGCUGAACCCAAAGAACCGAAUCAAGGCAGUCGACCGCAAGCUGCUUAAAUCGGCAAAGGUGGAGUUUAAACGACAACUGAAACUGCGCUCAGUGUUCCGAGAACACGAGAUCCCGAUAUGUGCUAUGGUGUGGCUGGUUAAUAAAGGCACCAGAGUCAGCUACAAGGUGUUGGUGGGGUGCCAGGUGUGCAGCGAGGGGGCGUUCAAAGUAAUUGAUGUUGUCCGCUAUCGUAAUGAAGGCCAGGUCCUCGUAACCGUUGACGAGUUAAAACUGGUGACUCAUAACGAACCAAUAACCAGUAUCCAGCAAGUUGAAGAUCUAUUGCUUAUGGUCAGCGGCAAGAGCAUCUACCUGACCUCCUAUGAAGAUGGACGCAUCCACCCGCUUGAACUUGUCAAGAUGCUCCCGUCGAAGAUCACGCUGAUCCAGCAGCAUGACCACCACAUUCUCGUGACUACGGAGCAAGACCUGCUCUUCCAGUUCAGCUACAACAUCAAUGGUAGCACUAUCAGUCUCCACACGGUGCUGAAGGCGCGACCGCCAAACUGUUUCAUCAACCAGGCGCCGCUAGGCGAGUUGAUCGUUGCCGGCGACAAGUUCCACUCCAAGCUCACCGUGUUCGAUGAUAACGGCGCCGGGGUCACGCGCCAUAUCCAGACGUCGUGUAUCCCCCGAGUGUACACUGGGCACUUCACCCCCUGCUGGCAACAACAGAGCCAGGACGUGGUGCUCUGUGUAGGCGUCAGCGGCGAGAUUUCCGUGUUACACCUAGGCGAGGCAGUUGCUGGCGACCCUGACCGCCAGUUUGAAGGCAAGGUCAGCGGCACCGGUCUCUUUGCGCUCGAUCGCGAGGAAUUUGGUUGGAAAAGCAACCGUGACAUGGUGGCGACGUCGCUGCUGGAGAUACUUUUGGCCUAA